AUGACUACAAUUGCGGCCCUUCACUCAGACAUUAUCGAAACUCAUUUGUUAGCUAAAUUUGAUGGCCCUUCUCUGGUCUCUGCUGCUUCUACUUGUCAUUUCUUAAACACUCUCUGCAACAAAGAAAGCUUGUGGGAAGACAUUUGCAAUUCCACAUGGAACUCCAUCAAACAUCCUCUUGUUCGACACACCAUCUCUUCCUUUCCUGCUGGCUACCGCUCUUUUUACUCCGACUCCUUCCCUCUUCUGCGUGCUAACAUUGGCCAAAGAAUGCUCCGCGGUCAUGCUCAUGCUCAUGCCUCGGAGCUGAUAUCAGCUGUUGAUAUACACUUUGAGAAUAAACCACUUUACUCCAAAGUAAUUGUCAACUACACGAAUACUAAUACGAGUGCUCCUUGCUUUCCUGGAUCAUUAUUCUCUGUUAAUUUGAUUGAAUGUAAGGAAACUGUGGAAAUUCCAUUGGAAUACCAAGGUAAUGAGAAUGCAUGCAUGUCAAAGCUCGAAGAAGGCUUGAGACUCAGCUGGAUUGUCAUUGAUCCGGCUCUGAAACGAGCAGCUAACGUGUCGAGUUUGAGGCCUGUUUCUGUGAGGCCAUAUCGGGAUGGUAUAAAAGUUAUAUAUGCCACAUUUCUCUCUGGUGACUGCUGUGGCAUUCACACAACGGAGCUUGUUGAAUGCAGGAUUGUGACUAUUUUUAAGUGUGAUGAAGGAAAAAUGUUAAGACUGAGAGAGGUGAGUUUGUGUGUGGUGGACAUGGUUAGGACACGAUUGGACCGGGGAAGGAGUUUAAGAAUAUUAGAGGCGGCGAUGGAGAGGGCGGAUCGAAAGAAAGAGAACGGAGAUGGGAAGAAAAUGUAUGGCAAGUACCUAGAGUUUAAAAGAAAGAAGAAAGAAGAACAGAAGAGGAGGCGGGACAGGAUAUAUGUUGUUCUCUGGGUUUUUCAGGCUAUUAUCUGGGUAUUUUUCGCCAUUUCCUUGAUUAGUUUGCUCUAUCCUGCUUAA
This is a messenger RNA of Daucus carota subsp. sativus, 1002 nucleotides long. RefSeq names its product F-box protein At2g27310. NCBI's taxonomy places the organism in Eukaryota, Viridiplantae, Streptophyta, Magnoliopsida, Apiales, Apiaceae. The transcript has a single exon. The coding region runs from base 1 to 1002 and encodes 333 amino acids. Gene Ontology annotation, molecular function: protein binding. The record is from RefSeq and is a predicted model, not a curated record.